Messenger RNA from Poecile atricapillus (Black-capped chickadee), 1562 nucleotides. RefSeq lists its product as uncharacterized. The transcript is spliced from 2 exons. NCBI's taxonomy places the organism in Eukaryota, Metazoa, Chordata, Aves, Passeriformes, Paridae. Bases 996 to 1535 code for a protein of 179 amino acids. The record is from RefSeq and is a predicted model, not a curated record.
UGCAUGCUGCUGGUCAUACUGCAAUGCUCAGCCGUGGGCCCUGUGCUGGUCCCUGAGGUGCACCCAGACGGCAGCUCAUGCUGAAAGGGUGGCAGCUUGGGGACCCUGCCCCAGCUUGCAUUCCUUGGUGGUCUUCCUAGGAGCAUCCCCAGAUUCCCCACCAAACACGUGUGGGCUUACCAAAAGCCUGGCUAAGCAGCAUGGGUGCCUGAGGGAUACUGAAGAGACACUAACAGAACCAAAGUACGCUGUGGAACAGGGAAUCUGGAGAUGCCAACCCCGGGUGCGCGCACUCCCUGUGGGGAAAACCGCCCUGGGGUGGCCUGUGGGGCUGUGCUCUGGCAGAAUCAGCUCGGGGCAGCAGCCCUGGAUCUGCUGGAGCACAUCUGGCUGCCUCUCGCCGGCUGACACAUCCCUCACAGCCCCCCCGCCCGGCUCUUUUGGGAACUUGCGUCAUUUAUGAUCCUCUCCGGCUAAGGAACCAAAACAGCCGUUGGCCCCCGUUCCUCCCCCGCCUCGGCCCCAUGGGGCUGUGCCCACUGUCCUGCCCCGCCGCUGCUCAGGGACUGGUAAAAUAAACCUGGCACAAGAAGAAACACGAUGGCAAGCGACUAGCCCUGACCUCGCGUGCCAGCCUGUGCCUUGUGCCCUGUACAGCACUCCCUGUGGGACUGCUCGGGGCGAGCCCUGAGGGAUGAUGCCCUGGGGAUCCCUGCCGCCUCUUUAGCGUCCCCACCUCCCCCGGGACACCCAGCCGUCUUUGGGGUACACAUUCCAGAGGCAGGGAGGGCUGUUCUGAGUUCAAGAGUGGUCCCUGCCCGCGCUGAGCCUCACAGGCAAGAAGCAGCAGUAUCAGCAAUUUAAAGGCUCAUUUACACCCCAAAAACACUCCCCAUACUAUACUGGGUGUGUAUGUGUGGGAAGUGACUGGGCUCUGCCGCAGCCCCACACAGCUCCCGGGGGCCCCCCGCCGCCCAGCGCCACCGAGCCGGGAGAUGAACAGAGCCGCCAUUCUCCCCGGCGGGCUGCGGUCCCCUGCGCGGCGGCUGGCGGGGGCCCAGGCGGUUCCGACGGCGGUGCCAGGUGGGCCGCACACCGCGCCAGCACCGGCCCCUGUCACUAAAUAUAGCCGCGGCAGCCGGCCACGGAGCGGCGGGCGCGGGAGGCACGCGGCAGGGAGCGAGCGGCCGCAUGCGCCGAGCCCCCGCGUGCGCUCCCCUCACGGGGCCGGCGCGGACACGUGCAGGCACGAGACCGCGGUCAAGGCCUGUAAACAGCGCCGUGCACGCACAGAGCCGGCGGCGCGUUGUGUGCCGCCCCCCGCGGGGCUUCACAGCUGUGGGGUCUGCAGGGAAGGGUACAGUGUGUUUUCCCCAGUGCGCACUUGUGGGUCUGGGGAUGUUCCCCACCUUGGACACAACCUUGUGGCACCCAGUCUGCUCCCCCAGCCCAGCACCAAGAUGAAUCUUUUGCCUGUGAGCUGUGGGAAGCCCAGACCCUCUGUAAAAAGCAGGGUACCAACUCUACUGCUGUGACAAUCGAGGCCAGCCCUGCCGAAGCCA